This is a messenger RNA of Lolium perenne, 3812 nucleotides long. RefSeq lists its product as uncharacterized. The record is from RefSeq and is a predicted model, not a curated record. NCBI's taxonomy places the organism in Eukaryota, Viridiplantae, Streptophyta, Magnoliopsida, Poales, Poaceae.
CCUCGCGACGCCCGUUUGCUCUCCUCGAGAACUGCCGCCACCGCAGCGCCUCGCCCUCGGUCGGUGCUCGCUCAUCUUCAGCGCGUCCACCGCCGGCGACCUUCUCUCGGCCGCGGACGGAGUCGCCACCAGCGCCGCUGCAUUUGAUCUGAGUUUGCGCAUAGUUGCACGAAGAUCCUGUUAGUAGGUUAUCGAAUCCGGCGCUCAGCUGAAUGGAUCUGGAAGAGCAAGAACUAGUGGCCACCGAGGAGGCCAAAAUCGGAACUAGCGGAACCACUGAUUAUACCCGCGGACGUUGGGAAGGCUCUGAUGUAACCGGUCGCGGCGGAUACCGGAAGGGGUCACUUGCAGGAUACCGGGUGAGAAGCUCGUGCCAGUACCGGAGCCUGGCGAGAUCGUGGUUUUUACUGCGCAUUUUAUACGCGGUUUUGGUUUGCCGUCUAGCAGCUUCUUCCGGUCUUUCUUAGACCGGUAUGAACUGCAGCCUCACCACUUGCCGGCAAAUGCCGUUUUCCUGUUGUCCUCCUUCGUCGCAUUCUGCGAAGGUUUUGUUGGCCUCCUGCCCAGCUUGACCUUGUGGGCCCGGCUUUACACUCUCCGGAUAAAUUCCAUCCAAGAUCCCAAUCUUCCUUUGCCCAAACCGGUGGUUCAGUGCGGAGCCUGCAUCGUGGUUCCGCGCCAAAAGAGCCCCCACGUCAAAAUGGCCGGUUUGGAUUCAUGCCGGAAGUGGCAGCGGAAUUUUUUCUAUGUCAAGAACGCCGGCCCCGUGGACCUCAUCAACCUACCAGAUUACGUUGCCGGUGAGCCUUCUCGGGCGAACUGGACAUAUAAUCCAAAGGAUUCUCAUUCGGAGACAAACCGGAUCCUUCGUUAUAUCGUGGGACUCCAGAAUGACGACGUACCCACUGCGGAUGAUAUCGUGCGCACGUUCAUUGCGCGUCGCGUGUUGCCUCUCCAAGAACGGUGCCAUAAAAUCUGCCAAAUGAGUGGCCCACUGGAUCCAACUCGGAUCACCACCUUUGAGCUAUCUGCCAAGGACAUCGUGCUGAAGGUCAAAGCCAUUGCCCAGACCAAGAUGACGGAUGACUGGGAAUGGGAUAUGGAGCCGUUCUCCAGGGACAAUCCCCCUCCUAUGGAAAACUUCUCGCGUCAGGCUUGGGAGGAACCGGCAACUUUCACCAUGGAUCGGAGCGCGUUACGACGAGGAGGAUCCGGAUUCAGUGCAGAACACCCCUUCCCACGAGAUGGAGGCUGCGCUCAACUCUGGUUCUGGUAAGACCCCUGCUCCUCCUUCGUCAAGGAACCGGGCCGGCGAUAUUAGCAUUGAUGAGGAUGAUUGCAUUGCAUUGGAGGUAAAUGGCGCCAUGCCUCUCUCAUAUGCAUAUUUUUCGUAUCCGGCUUCAGCUGUUGUGGGGCGUCAGGUGAUGGAGGAUGCUGUUCCCCUAGCAUCUCAGAGGCCUGCGGCGCCAAAGGUCCCUCACGCGCCGAAGAGAGGCAACACCCAAGGUACCGGUUCCGGUGCUGCUCCACCUGCGAAGAAGCGGAAAACCACCUCGAGCAGGAGGGCUAUUCCGACCUCCACCAGCGCUCCUCUCGAGGUAAGCCGGAGCGCUCCGGGUAGGACUCCGCUUCCUCCCAAAGCCGCAAGUACUACAGCGACUCCUGAACCUGCGCUACAGAUCCCCAGCCCUUCCAAGAAAAAGGGGCCGGCGCGCCAGCCUUCUCCAUCGGGGCCUGGCGCCGCCGGCAAGCAAUCCGGCCGCGAGGGGCCCGCAACAAGUGAGGGGAACGCGGCCCCCGAUUCUGAAGAUCACCGCGAUAGGGCUGAUUUCAAUUCGCCCCCAGAACGUGAGGAAGACACCGGCGUCGGCAACAUGGGCGCCGGCAGCGAACAAAUCGGCGCGUCGGAAUCAACUGCAGUUCCGCCGCCGGUCACUACCUUGGCUCCACCGGCAUUCUCUGCGCUGGUUUCUACCUCGAUUCCGUCGGCACCUUCCAAGCCGGUGGAUAUCGCUAAGGGUAUUCCUGCUUCACCAACUGCACCACCUUCCAAGAUCUCUCCUGCUCCGGCCAGCGUUCCGGCCUCUGCUGAACCUCCGGUUUUUCCUCCUACCGGCCAGAAGAAGAAGAAACCGCCAAGCCAGAAAACACCUUAUGGCUUCACUUCUGGCACGACCUCAGCUUUCAAGGAACCUCCGACAGAUCCUAAGUCCGUCGCACUUCACACCAGCAGGGCAGCGGCUUCCGCCUUAGAUUACGGUGCGCUGAAUGCAGGCCGGAUCACGGAUCGAAGCCGGAAUGGCCUGAGCCUUGGUUCUCUGGAAAAGUGGGCCGAUGUGUGGAACGAAGCUGACAUAACUGAGGUCGUCACCACCGGAUUAGGGAAAGACCAUCAGCCCGUCGUGGAUCCUCGCGGGCCCCGACCGUUUACAACGCAGCUGGCGCGGCUUAAACGCUGCAUGCGGGAAACCGAUACCGCCUGGCACGAUGUUGACGAGAACGUUGCGAAGGUGCUGGAUUCCCGGAAGCAACUAUUUGAAGAUCUUCUGUGGGAACACCGGGAGCUUUCUGAUGCUCAUGCCUCCUUGCAGCUCUCUUACCAAGAAAGCCAAGCUAGGGAUCUGCCCCAGCUGGAGGAACUCGUCAGCCGCGUGUCGGUUCUCCAAGGUGAAAAGGAGACCCUGUUAUCUGAGCACAACACUGAAUUGCAGAAAUGGAGGGAUGAAACCGCCCUCUUGAAAGAGGAGCUUAUCUAGUUCAACCUCAAGCACCAUCGCGAGCUUAAAGAAGCCGGCGUAGCCACCAAAACUGAGAUGGAGAAGCUUCGGGAUGACCUGGCUGAGCUUCACUCAAAGGAGUUUAAAGAACUGUAGGAUCGGCUUCAGAAGGAUCUUGCCGACGAGAGGGCGCUGCGCGAGCUGGAGAAGAAACGCAAUGACGCCCUUGAGGAAAUGAAGCUAACUCAGGGCAAAAUCAUCGCGGAUCUUGAUGCCCAAGUGCAGAAAACUUUCCCGGAUUCCCAGCACAGAGCAAUUGAAGCUGUCAGUAGAUGCCGAGGGGACACACUUCCUGGCCCUCAACAGUGGAGCACCGAUGACCACGUUACCGCGCUAUCCGCUCGCGUCUCAUAUAUGGGCAAACUCGGGAGGUUCCUUCGGCCACCGCUAUCCACGCAUGCGCCAGUCUUUGGCCCAGUGAAACAGUUCCAACUCGCGUUGAGCAUCUAGCCGCGCAGCUUAUGGACAGUGGACUCCAGAUUAAUGAGUGGCGCCGUUCCGCCGCGCGUGCCGGGGCGGAUAUGGCGCUGAAGUUUGUCUGUUCCUGGUAUGAGGGCAUUGAUCUGGAUGCCCUGGCCACUCUUCGUGCCGAUGCUCCCACCAUGAUAGAUCCAGUUCUUCAAGAAAAGCGGCAGCAACGGGCCUACCAGAUUGCCCGGUAUGCCUCCGUCGGCAAGUUUAUUCCGGCGCCACCUGAUGCCGAAGACGAAGAAAGUGACGAAGAAGAGAACGAUGAAGAAGUUGUUGAUGAGGAAAUCGCAAUGGAGGAUGCUACUUCCAUUCCGGUCGACCCCGCCGCUCAAGAUCCAUCUUCGUCCAAGAAGAUUCCAGGAAGUGCUCAUGAUGCUCCUGAAGCCGGUGCGGCUUAAAAACUGAUCCUGUUGUCUUAAAACAUUGAACUCAUUAAUAGCCCGGUAUGCCAGGUUUGGUGAUGUAAAAUACCAUUAACUCCUUUUGGUUCGUUGAAACUCUUAAGUUAUGUCGUUUCAGAACUCAUAUAUUAAGCCCUCCGGGUUCAGUCCCCGAGUUCAACUU